Messenger RNA from Dermochelys coriacea (leatherback sea turtle), 1938 nucleotides. It is a transcript of the gene RNF11, whose product is annotated as ring finger protein 11. The transcript is spliced from 3 exons. The record is from RefSeq and is a predicted model, not a curated record. Bases 413 to 877 code for a protein of 154 amino acids. NCBI's taxonomy places the organism in Eukaryota, Metazoa, Chordata, Testudines, Dermochelyidae.
AGCCCAGUGCACAGGAAGCUGGUGACCAGGAAGCAGAAGAGCCCCUGGCUGCGGCUGGGGCUUAGGGACGGGCGCGGGCUGCACCUGAACCCAGCUGUCCAAACAGCACUGCCCCCCUUGUCUGCGGCCCUUAUGGGGGUGGGGAAGUGAGGCCUCCUCCUCCCGCCCGCUGCCCCUCACAGGCCCCCCGGGAGCGGGAGGAGGCAGCAGCAGGAGCCUGAGUGUGCGGGUCCCCGGUGCAGCCAGCCGGGUUGGCGCUAAGCCUGUUACGGGGAGAGACUGGCAUGAGCCUCCCCAGCCGGGCGGCGGCUGCUGCUGCUGCUGCUGCUGCUGCGGGCGGCCUGGCGCUGCGCGGAGACUAAGGCGGGAGCGGACACGCUGAGGCGGAGAAGCCCUCGCCCCGCCGGGAACAAUGGGGAACUGCCUGAAGUCCCCCACCUCGGAUGACAUCUCCCUGCUGCACGAGUCCCAGUCGGACAGAGCCAGCUACGGGGAUGGGACCGAACCGGAUCAGGAGCCGCCGCCGCCAUAUCAGGAACAGGUUCCAGUUCCUGUUUAUCACCCAACUCCUAGCCAGACUCGGCUAGCAACACAGCUGACAGAAGAGGAACAAAUUAGAAUAGCGCAAAGGAUAGGCCUUAUACAGCACCUGCCUAAAGGAGUCUACGAUCCUGGACGAGAUGGCUCUGAGAAGAAGAUUAGAGAAUGUGUGAUCUGUAUGAUGGACUUUGUUUACGGGGACCCUAUCCGAUUUCUGCCAUGCAUGCACAUUUACCACCUGGACUGUAUAGAUGAUUGGUUGAUGAGAUCCUUUACGUGCCCCUCCUGCAUGGAGCCAGUUGAUGCAGCACUGCUUUCAUCAUAUGAAACUAACUAAGCCAGAGUUUUGCCUCUGACCCGUCAAGGAAACCAUCCAUUUUAAUGGGUUUGAUCCUUUGUCAUUCAGCCCAAAGAGCCAGGGAUUAGGAAUUAAGAUCAUGCACAAAAAGUACAUUUCCUAACAAUUCCUGAAUGGCUGCAGAUAUUGGAAAAACACAUAAUAUUUUAGGGAAUAUAGAAAAAGUAGGAAGUUAUUUUAUGUAAAGCCUUGACCCAGUGUUUAAAAACAUAGUUGUCCUUUAACACCUGUUCUUACACACAUACAUAGGAAUUGUAUAAAGUGCUAUAAAAACUGUAAAUGUUCAAAUUGAGUCCAUCAGAUUUUCUUAGAAGCAAGAUAAGGAUAUUUUUUCCUAAAAUAAAGUAACAAUUUUUGUUCUGAUUCCUUUCACAAGUUCCUGGUAUUUGGGUCAAGGCUUUAUUAAAAGCUAUAUUUUAUAACACUGGCACAAAGAAAUAGUUUUAAGCUUGUUUGCACAGUUUUUUUUUUUCCAUUGGAAAUGGAAUCCAUUGCCUUAGGUCUUUUUAAAUAGUGUAUUGUUAUCGUUGGGCUGGCUCUACGCUUGAAAUCCAGUUUAUUUAUAAUCUGUUAAAAGUGCUAUAUUUUGUUUGCAGUUAGGAUUAUGCAGAAUUCAAAGUGAUCUCCUAGCCUGUAAGCAAAUGGAGAUGCACUGUCCCUUUUCUAUAAGUGACGAUUCAAUGCAAGGAUGCAAAACAAAUCUGACCGUUAAAUUUUGUUUUACCCUUUUCUGUUUGUUUUUCCUUAAUUUGCUUCAGUUUUGAUCAGACAAUGAUGCUUAAGUUUAAGUAUCAACAUUUUUGAUGUAUCAUGUUACAAGUGGACCACUGCUUCAGGACAAGAUGAAAGUGGAGCCAUGGUGAUUAAACUAUUCAGAACCAUUUAUUUCCCUUCUUACAAAAUUCAUGUCAGUGUUGAUUACUUCUCCUGCUGUACCUCUACCCCCAAAUGUCUUACACCAUAGCAAAAGAGUACUGCAUCUCUCCUUCCUGUAGUUCUUCUUAGGUUAUUGAAAUUAAAAAUAAACAUACCAUAUCUCA